AUGCUUGCGCGCUCCAAGGAAUGGUCCCGCUAUGUCCAAUGCGAUACUGCCGUUUGCACGAGCGACGUCGAGGAAGUGGUUGAGCGCGUCGCAACAAUGAAUGCGACAGCGAGGAAGAGCCGUAGUGGGUGGAGGAUGGAUGAGGGCGAGCGAGCCGGCUGCGGGUCUCAGCGGGAGAAAUGGGAAAUGCCUAGCUCGUUGCCACUUGUGGUUACGGCAAGAAACGCACGGAUGCUGCAACUCGACUCGUGGGUCUACGGAUUCAUGUACAUGCCCUGUAGUGAAAACGACGACGAGAUCGUGGAUACUGCAUGUCAUCGACAGCUAUCAGACUCGACUCUAGCAGUCGGUCGCCGUACUCUCGUGUACACUCGGUUAACAGUGAUCCGCGGCCAGCAGGUCCUUGACCGUAAUCGUCUGCCUAUUCCCGUUCUCAUCGAUAGCAUGGCCUUGAGGCGAGCGAGCAGCGUGGCCGGCGCUUACCCGUACAGCACUCGUGGAGGCCAUAUGCACGAACAGCUUCCCCAGCGUUGA
Molecule: messenger RNA, 534 nt
Organism: Recurvomyces mirabilis
Lineage: Eukaryota; Fungi; Ascomycota; Dothideomycetes; Mycosphaerellales; Teratosphaeriaceae
Exons: 2
Coding region: 1-534 (177 amino acids)
Source: RefSeq, a predicted model, not a curated record